Messenger RNA from Ilex paraguariensis (yerba mate), 217 nucleotides. The record is from the annotation of a GenBank genome assembly. Lineage: Eukaryota; Viridiplantae; Streptophyta; Magnoliopsida; Aquifoliales; Aquifoliaceae.
UCCAAACCAACUGUCCACAACGGUCCAAAAAACUUCGAUCUAGCUUCAUAGAACAGGCUUUUUUCUCCAUUGUCAACCUCAUGUACUUGUGCCAACAAUGGAGAACUAGUAGCCAUGGCUGUGCACUUCACACAGUCCUUUUACGAAGUAGAACCCUAGCUAUAUGGCAUAGAGCUUUCUGAACUUACACCAACUUUUAUGUGGUGUCUAAUGGAAA